This is a messenger RNA of Glycine soja, 2974 nucleotides long. Its product is annotated as splicing factor 1-like. The record is from RefSeq and is a predicted model, not a curated record. Gene Ontology annotation, molecular function: mRNA binding. Gene Ontology annotation, biological process: regulation of mRNA splicing, via spliceosome. Gene Ontology annotation, cellular component: nucleus. The transcript has 9 exons. The coding region runs from base 259 to 2607 and encodes 782 amino acids. NCBI's taxonomy places the organism in Eukaryota, Viridiplantae, Streptophyta, Magnoliopsida, Fabales, Fabaceae.
UAUCAUUCUUAUUUCAUUCCUCCGUGUUUCACUUGUAACAAAACAUAACAGUGUAACGAGUAGAAAUAAGGUUAUGUUAGCAAGGAGAUUGUUUUGCAGUUGCUUCGAUUUUCCUUUCAAAGCGCUUCGACAAGGAAUGAGUUGUGAAUUAUAAUGCGAGUGCCAAAGGCAAUUCAUUUCUGACUUCAGAUUCAUCUGUAGCUACUACGUACAAACAGACGAACACCAAUUACAGUUUCCGGGUUGUUCAAUAAGAGAAUGAGUGCUGAGAUUGAUUCAACUUGUGCUCCUGAACCUCACAAAAUGUCUGGCCAAAAGCUCUCUAUAUUUUCUGCCAAAUCUGGAUUUGUCAUCCCUAAAAACAAAUUGUCAGGGUCACUGGUCCCUAUUUUCCGAGGGGCUAAAAAGCAUGGGGUCACUGUUGGUGCCACCAAUGAAGAAAGUUCAAAACAAAUUGAGAGGAAAUCAAAAUGGGGACCUGAUCUCACACAAGAUGCAGCUGUCAGGAGGGGAAAAGUUUUAGCUUUGCAGAUUCGAGUGGACCAAAUUACAAAGCAGUUGGAAUCAGAAAAACUGGAAGUUGGGGACACUCAGAACUUGAAUCCAGAUCAAAGCAAAUCUGGCCCUCGAAUUACCAGCAAGAAGUCAGAAAUGCUCGAACUUGAAAAGCGGGAAGCAAUAGGUGAAAUACUAAAAUUAGAUCCCAGUUACAAGCCUCCACGUGGUUUUAAACCAUUGUUAAAAGAAGCCAGCAUUCCUUUGCCUGUCCAAGAAUAUCCUGGGUACAAUUUUGUUGGUCUAAUAUAUGGGCUUGAAGGUGAUAAUCAAAAACAACUUGAAAAGGAAACUGGUGCAAAGAUAAAAAUUCAUGGAAUCAAAGCAGACACAGGAGAGAAAGGUGAAAUUAAACCUGGAACUGAUAUCCAGUGCAAUUACAAAGAGAUGCAUGUUAACCUAUCAGCUGAUAGUUUUGAAAAAGUGGAUGCUGCAAUGUCAAUCAUUGAACUGCUAGUUACCUCUGUAAUUGGGAAUUUAGCUGCUGGUUCUACUCCCUCUAUAUCAGUUUCUAGGUACAGCACUAAUGUUCUGAGUCAAAGCCACGAAUGCCCCCCUUCUCAUGCAGAUUCUCUAUCUCUGGAAAACCAGGCUGUGUUGCAACCAGUAGCUGUUACACAAAUGCAUGGUGAUAACUUCCAAUACUCUAGUCCAUGGUUUUCAGUGGUUCCAUCUCAUUCCCCUGUGUUUGCUUCGUCUGGCAGUGUAGCCCUCCCAAAUCCAUUAGGUCUUGCUAGAACUCCCCAUUUUCCAUCACACACUUCAAACAUGACUUCGCCUUUUGGUGCUCAACCUGGACCUGCUGGAUUUCAGCCGAUUAUUCCAAAUCAACAUGUUUCUGUGCAAGCACCACCACCAAGACAGGUUUUACAGUAUUCACAUAUGACUCAGACAAGUCCUUUGGGUCACAUUGGGCCCCCAAGAAACCCUGUACAGAAUUUGUUAACUCCAACAAAUGCUUCACUUUCAUUUCCUGUUACUUUAAGCCAACCAACGCCAAUAGGACAACAUCAGACAUCUGUGUCUUCAAUGCAUCUACCUAUGUCUGGUAUAUCGUCAUCAAUACCUAACCAGUCAUUGACCCAUCUAGGGGUCUCUUCUGGCCAGAACGAAGCCCCUGUCACUGUUAAAAUGUCUGUUGGUCCCAGCAAUAUGGUGCCAAUGGCUUCACCAGUGGUUCCACCUGCAAGACCUGUUUCUCUACAUCAACAGCCAGAUGUUGCAUUUAAGCCACCACAGUCAAAUAUGUCAAUGAUGCCACGAUCUGCCACCUUUCCUCCACAUCAAGUAGGAAUAUCCCCUGGACAACCAUCUUCUUUGAGACCAAUGCCUGUACCAAUAUCUGCAAACCAUUUAUUGGGACCUGUUUCAUUUCCUUCACCUGGAAUAUCCCCUUCACUUCCAUUGCCUCAGCAAGCAGGAAUACCUAAUCUUGCUUUUGGAGUUGCUCCUUAUCACACCCAUGUAAAACCACCAGUCUUGGGGACAUCAAAAUCUGGAAAUUUUACUUUUCAAUCACAUCUGCCCAAUGCAGACUAUGGUCAAGUCUAUUCUGGACCAAACAGUCAAUCAGGUGCUACACAAGAACCACCUUCUGGUCCACGACCUCCACCAUUUGGUUUUGCUGUGCCUGAUCAGCCUCGUCAAAUCUUUCCAAGGACACAAUUCCCUGGUCAAGUGGAUCAAGCCGUUGCCUUUGGGGGAAGAUCAGGUUCCAUCUCGAACUCAAUUCCACCACCCAGACAUGGUGUGUUUCCAUAUGCUGGUCAACCUGCACCUAGAUCAUCAGCCGCACAAAUGGGUAUGAAGAACUUCAUUUCUGCCCCACAAAUUCCAAAUUUGACCAGUGCUGGUUCCCAAAGAGGCAUGCCUAUUCGAAAAAGCUAUGCUACUCAGAUGGCAUGGGCAGAUAUCUCAAUGCCUCUGAAUCAAAAGUUUGUCAGCAAUCCCCCCAUGGCUUCUGGUAAGAUUGCAUAUGCUACAGACCAAAUUUAUGAUCCCUUUUCACCCACUUCUGCACCUCCACAACACAAAGGUAAUCCUGGAAAAUGAGGGAAUUGGAUGUGGCUACAGAUACGUAACUGAUAGUGAAAAACUGGAGUCAUGACUACAGUUUUAGGCAAACAGGCGCGAUACUAUUUGUAUAGAUUAACAAUGGCCAUGUUACAAAAUAAUAUAUGAUUUCUUACCGCUAAGUUUGAGUUGAGGACUAUUGUAUUAAGUGUUUUUUGGGCCUUCCUUUUCAGAAUGCCCAUUACUGAUGCUUGAUUAGGAAUUGAGUUGAACCAAUCUUUGCAGGAAUUUGGUCAUCUCUCCUCCAUGUAACCACAUCAUUUCAUUUGGAUUUUUCACUUCGACCAAGUUGCAUUUAAGCUUGGUUUCAAUGAUUGAUACUGUUUGUUGACAAUUGUAACUUCUA